CUUGGGUUGGGAACACGUGUGGACAAAUUAUAUAGAAUAUAUUUUUUUAUUAUGUACGCUCUAGCUUUUCUUACAAUCAUAAUAAGCUUGUCGCUUUCUUUAUCCAAAGAUUUUGAUUUUAAUAUAGUUACAUAUAAUUCAGUUGUCAAACUAUAUAACGAGUAUAAUAAAGUAAGAUUGCAUUCACAUGAUAUUAAAUAUGGAUCUGGAAGCGGGCAACAAAGUGUGACUGGCGUGGAAUCGAAGGAAGAUCAAAACAGUUAUUGGUUGAUCCUAAAUGAAUGGAAAAACGAAACUAUACGAGGAGAUCCCGUAAAGUGCAACUCUAUAGUUAUGGUGAAGCAUCUAACCACCAACAAUUUCUUAUGGAGCAACGAGAUAUACGAAUCCCCCCUCUCAUCCAAUCAAGAAGUCAGUGCCCAUAAAUCCGACAACGGACACUUAGGUCAAAACUGGCAAGUUAUCUGCAAGGACGUAUUUUGGACGAGGACUGGAAACGUUAUGCUAAAGCACGUCCAAACUAAUAGCUAUCUCGCCGUUUCCGGUAAGACGUACAGUCGCCCUAUAGCGAAUCAGAAGGAGAUUUGCGGGGUCAGUUAUGCCAACGGGAAAGCGUGUAAUUGGAAAGUCAUGGAAGGAGCCUACUUCAAACCUACCGAAGAAAAUACCGUUAACAAAUUUCCGCAAGACGAAGAGGACGAGGUCAUAAAGGACAACUCUGUUCGCGGUGACGAAUUAUAAAGAUUUUUGCGGGGAAUUUUUUUUUUUUUGGUUUUUCUAGCCUCACUUAUUUUAGUAUUGGAAUAUUUGCCCAUUGGAUAUAUAACAGUGGAAAAGGUUUUUUUUUUUCCUAUUUCAUGUUUUGUUUCACUUUUUUUUUCCUAUUUUCCUUUAUAUUUGUAGUUGUAAAUACAUAUUUUUUCUAUCUUUCUAUUAUAUUGCGACUAAUGUAAAGUUAUUAUUUAUAAUUUAUCUUAUUUAUGUUAUAUAUAUGAUGUAUAUAAAUCGGGUGAAAUUUAUUCUUGUAACUAAAAGCAUCAUUUCACCGAAUAUUCGUCCUUUUUGUAUUGUAACAAAGUUUUUGUACUUAUAGCAUUAUUACCUUUAUAAAUAUCUGGGGAAAUUGAUUAACUCUUAACAAAAUAGGAAGAGACAGUUGGAGAUGAAAUAAAUUCUGAUUUUUGAUUUCAAGCUUAAUUACUCAAAUUACAAAUGAUUACAAAAUUUUCAUAAUUAACUAUAAUUACUAAUUCCUUUUUUUAAAAACACGGUAAAAAUCGUAAUAAAUUACUAAUUACACAUAUUCCU
Gordionus sp. m RMFG-2023 is the source of this 1308-nucleotide messenger RNA. Its product is annotated as stromal cell-derived factor 2-like. The record is from RefSeq and is a predicted model, not a curated record. Bases 52 to 741 code for a protein of 229 amino acids. Lineage: Eukaryota; Metazoa; Nematomorpha; Gordioida; Chordodea; Parachordodidae. The transcript is spliced from 6 exons.